Molecule: messenger RNA, 4146 nt
Organism: Mugil cephalus (flathead mullet)
Lineage: Eukaryota; Metazoa; Chordata; Actinopteri; Mugiliformes; Mugilidae
Product: zinc-binding protein A33-like
Exons: 2
Coding region: 129-1529 (466 amino acids)
Biological process (GO): protein ubiquitination
Molecular function (GO): zinc ion binding; ubiquitin-protein transferase activity; protein binding
Source: RefSeq, a predicted model, not a curated record
AUCUCACGUCACCGUGAACCAGGAACCAGGAAACUACUUCCCUCUUCUCUGGAAAAGACGAACACUUCGAGGUUGACUGCAACAUUUAGCUUCACAACUCAAGGAGAGGAGGCAGAUUCAAGGUGAAAAUGGCUUCCUGUUCAGAGAAGGAUCUUUUGUGUCCCAUCUGCCAUGACAUCUUCAAAGACCCUGUUGUCAUCUCAUGCAGCCACAGCUUUUGUAAAGUCUGUCUGCAGAGAUGGUGGAGAGAGAAGCAAAUACAGCUGUGUCCAGUUUGUAAGAGAAUAUCAUCAAAGGAUGAAACACUCUGUAACCUGGUGUUAAAGAACCUGUGCGAGGCCUUUGUGCAGGAGAGAGAACGGAGAGCUUCUACGAGGUCUGAGCCUCUCUGCAGUCUGCACUCUGAGAAACUGAAACUGUUCUGUCUGGAUCAUCAACAGCCAGUGUGUGUCGUCUGUAGAGACUCAAAAAUACACAGCAACCACAAAUUUAGACCAAUUGAUGAAGCUGCACAGGAUCACAGAGAGGAGCUACUGAAAACCUUGACGCCUGUACAGGAGAAACUGAAGAUCUUUGAAAAAGCCAAAGAAAACUGUGCACAAACAGCAAAUCACAUUAAGGUCCAGGCUCUGCAGACAGAGAGUCAGAUUAAGGAGCAGUUUAAGAAGCUUCACCAGUUUCUACAAGAGGAAGAGGAGGCCAGGAUCAAAGCUCUGAGGGAGGAAGAGGAGCAAAAAAGUAAAGCAGUGAAGGAGAUGAUAAAAAGUCUGAGCAGAGAGAUAGCAACUCUUUUACAAACAAUCAGAGCCACAGAGAAGGAGCUGAGAGCUGAAGACGUCUCAUUCCUGCUCAACUACAAGGCUGCAGUGGAAAGAGUGCAGCAGCGCCCCCUGAUGGAUGAUCCACAGAUGGUCUCAGGAGCUCUCAUAGAUGUGGCCAAACAUCUGGGCAACCUGUCCUUCAACAUCUGGAACAAGAUGAAGGAGAAGGUCUCCUACAGUCCUGUGAUUCUGGACCCAAACACUGCUCAUCCAGACCUUGUCCUGUCUGAAGAUCUGACCAGUGUGAGAUAUGAAAAGAAACAAAAGUUUCCCGAAAACCCAGAAAGGUUUGACCUCUAUCGCAUUGUCCUCGGCUCAGAGAGCUUUAACUCAGGGAUUCACAGCUGGGAUGUUGAAGUUGGAGACAGUACAGACUGGGUCCUGGGUGUGGCAACUGAGUCCGUCCAAAGGAAAGGAAACAUAAAGUCUGGAUUGUGGAGAGUUGGGUUAACCGAUGGUAAAUAUGUGGCAGCCUCUCCAUCAGAACCCCACAUCGUUCUCCCAGUGAAGAAUCUCCAGAAGAUCAGAAUUCAUCUGGACUGGGAUAGAGGGAAGCUUUUGUUCUCUGAUCCCAGUACCAACACACGCAUUCAUGCCUUCAUGCACACCUUCACUGAGAAGUUGUUUCCAUACUUCAGCAAUAAGAAAGAAAAACAACUUACUAUAGCUCCAGUGACAGUCUUUGCUACAGUGAAACACAUUAGUUAGUGAUGACAAUCGGGAGAUUUAACCGUAAUAGAUAAGAAUAGAUACUGUAGAUACAGGUUAAUUUAAGAUAUGUGUUAUUGAUUCUACUUGUAUUAACUUUGAAACGUUUGAAGCUUGCCAUUUUUAUUAACUUGGAUUUAUAACAACUACAGUGCAUUUCAAUAUUGAACUAAAUCAAGAAAUAAUAAUAUAUACAUACUACACGUAUUUAACACAUUUUCACACUAAUCCUGCAGUGUAACCCGCUUUUCCGUCAUUAAUAUGUAACUCCUUGACUUUUUCGUGUGGGUUGAGUGUUUUGACUGAUGCAUGAUACAAACAGGGCAAUGAAAUACAUUUGACUUGUCUUGUGAUUAAUUAUUAUCGAUGUUCAAAGGAUAAUUAGUGUUACAGCUGUUCUAUGUAUGAAUAUCUUGUGAUUUCAGCUUUUCAUACGACAAACAUUAGCAAUUACAGUAAGUAUUUGGGGGUUUGCUAACCAGAAGCUAAAGUUAUCUUAGCUAACUAAAUUUCAAAGAUUACAGAUUAUGGUUAGUGGUCUGUUCACAAAUAUCUAAUAUGUAAUCUUGCAUGGACUGUAGAAAGGAAUUGUGGAAGAAUUAACCAAAUAUGUAAAAAGUAUCAAAUUAGCUUAGUUUAAAAUUCUACUUAUGCUAAUAAGCCAACUGCUCAGCUAGCUACCUCUACCUCUGCAAACUAGCCAGUUUUGAGAGAUUUUUAUUCACAGGGAUCUAAUCAUUCAGUUCAUUGAAAAAUGAGGGGGAAAAAAUAUAAUGUGAACGGUAAAUUAAAGCAGAAAAGACCAAAUUUAUCUAAGAUGUUUUUGCUCAAACAACAACUGGGGAAACAGUUAAAUAAUCAUAACUUUAAAAUUUACACAGCAAAACAAAUAUUAGAAAAGUAUAAAAUUAAUUCACCGAGUUUUUUUAAACUAAUAAUAAAAGCUUUUUUUUGUUUUUGUUUUUGUUUUUUUACAAUAUUAGGACUUUAGCUAGCUAGACAGCUGAUGUGCUACUUUACUCUUGGCUAGGCUUGCUAGCUAAAGUGUAUAAACUAAAGCCACGUCAACUGUAUUUUUUAAAAUGGCAUUGAAAGAUUAGGAAAGAUAUUCAAUAAUAUUACAUCUAAAGUCCAAAUUCAGCAAACAAUCCAAUUGAUCAGCCAAACUGGAUGUUUACUUACAGCAGGUAAAAUAAGUAUUGAACACAUCACAAUUUUUCAUAGUAAACAUAUUUCUAAAGGUGCUAUUGACAUGUAAAAUAACAGAAGGGCUCUAUGUUUGGGAUCAUUGUCUUGCUGAAAUGUUCACCCUCGCUUCAUCGUCAUCAUUCUGGUAGAUGGCAGCAGAGUUUUCUCAAGAAUUUUCCCAUUCAUCCUCCGUUCAGUUAUAUGAAGUUUGCCAGUACCACAUGCAGAAAAACAGCCCCACACCAUGAUGUUCCCGCCUCUAAACUUCACUGUUGGUAUGGUGUUUUUGGGGUGAUGUGCAGUGCAUUUUGUCCUCCAAACAUGGUGUGUGUUAUGGCAUCCAAAGAGUUAAAUUUUGUUCUCAUCUGACCAGACUAUGUUCUCCCAGUAUUUUACAGGCUUGUCCAAAUGUUGUGCAGCAAAAUGAGCUUCAACAUGCUUUUUCUUCAGAAAUGCCUGAGUCUUGCGUGGUCUAGCGUGUACGCAGUCUAGCGUGCAUACGUGCCAUGGCCGUUGAGUGCAUUGCUCACUGUUCUCUUUGAAACAAUUUUACCUGCUAAUUCCAGGUCUUUCUGAAGCUCUCCACAAGUGGCUCUUGACUUUUGGACAACUCUUCUGAUAAUUGUUUUCACUCCUCUGUCAGAAAUCUUGUGAGGAGCACCUGGUCGUGGACGGUUUAUAGUUGAAUGAUGUUCUUUCCACUUCCAGUUCAUGGGCCCAACAGUGCUCACUGGAACAUUCAGAAGUUUAGAAAUCAAACAGUAAACAGUGCCAUCAGAAUAAUUUUGCAAGGGUGCAAAGGUCUUGAGAGAAUUCUUUGCUUUUACUCAUCAUGAGAUGUUUUUGUGUGACACCUUAGUAAUGACACACCUUUUUAUAGGCCAUCAGUUUGGACUGAACCAGCUGAUAUUCAUUUGCACUGACAAGGGGCAGGAUGGUUUUCUGAUCACUGAUAGAUUUCAGCUGGUGUCUUGGCUUUCCAUGCCUUUUUCCACCUCCCUUUCUGCAUGUGUUCAAUAAAUUUUCCCUCUGUCGUUUGACAUUAUUACACAUAACUUAAUUUCUGAACUUAUUUGUUUUGGAAAUGGGGAGAACACCAGAUACUCUCUUAUACUUUUACAACUUUGGCAUUUCAGUUGAACUAUCAGCAUAUUCAGACAUUAUUAUUUAUUAUUAUUCAUAAAGCUAAUAAAAAUAAAAUAAAACAAUAACUUAUGAUGAAUUCAUUAAGAUGUUAUCUUUUUCUCUAGCUCAGCUAGCUACCUCGAGAGAUUUUUAUUCACAGGGAUCUAAUCAUUCAGUUCAUUGAAAAAUGAGGGAAAAAAAAUAUAAAUGUGAAUGGUGAAUUAAAGCGGUGAAUUAUUAUUUAUUAUUAUUCAUAAAGCUAAUAAAAAUAAAAUAAAACAAAAACUUAUGUUGAAUUCAUUAA